This is a messenger RNA of Kluyveromyces lactis, 948 nucleotides long. It is a transcript of the gene MRPL3, whose product is annotated as mitochondrial 54S ribosomal protein mL44. Gene Ontology annotation, cellular component: nucleus. Gene Ontology annotation, molecular function: double-stranded RNA binding; ribonuclease III activity. NCBI's taxonomy places the organism in Eukaryota, Fungi, Ascomycota, Saccharomycetes, Saccharomycetales, Saccharomycetaceae. Gene Ontology annotation, biological process: regulation of gene expression; rRNA processing; primary miRNA processing. The transcript has a single exon. The record is from RefSeq and is a predicted model, not a curated record. The coding region runs from base 1 to 948 and encodes 315 amino acids.
AUGUCUGUUUUGAAGCUAUUGAACCCUGUGCGAGUGCGAGGAUUUGCUUCUUGUGCCAGGUUGUACCAAUCAGAACUGUCAUCAUUGAAAGAAUAUAAGAAUACCAUCAGUACACUGUUAAAGAACCCUGCACAUGAACUAACAAGCCCCAAUUUAGUUGCACUCCAUUCCAGAUUAAGAUUGCCUCAAGGCUUAUCCUAUUCUCUUUUGUCCAGAUGUUUGACGUGUCGUUCUAGUGGGGAAGUGAACUAUGACAAUGUCAGUUUGAACAUUUUUGGUAAGAGUCUUUUAACUUUGGCAGUUACAUCCGAGCUAAUGAAAAAAUAUCCUAGGCUACCGGGUGUGGUUUUGAAUGCUGCUGUGGAUGCAUAUAUUAACGACCAUGUUUUGAGCAAUGUCGGUCGUUCCUGGGGUAUAGAACCGGAAACUCAAAGUGUAGUGGAUAGAUAUGCAAAGAAAGAAAAUGUUACCAUUACAUUGGGUAAACUACGUUAUUUCCAAAAUUCCGUAGAUGAAUUGCAUAACUUCACUGAGAACAAUGCUAUGGCAGUUGCCGUAAGGAGUAUAUUCGCCGCUGUAUACAGUGUCGACAAAGAUUUCAACCAGACACAUAAGUUUAUCGCAGAUCAUAUUUUGUCCAGAAAGCUGGACGUUAAAGAUUUGUUCGCGUUCGAACAACCAACCAGAGAACUGGCAGCUUUGUGCCGUCGCCAAGGAUUGGAAAGACCGGUAUCGAAACUACUUGCAGAAAACGGUAGAUUGUCUAAAUCACCCUUGUUCAUCGUUGGCGUUUUCAGUGGUGAAGAGAAAUUAGGCGAGGGUUACGGUUCAUCUUUGAAAGAAGCUAAAGCCAGAGCCGCUACAGACGCUUUGUUGAAAUGGUACUGUUACGAACCAGUGCAUGGCCAACAGAAUGUCGUUAUUGACCAAGGCGAAGUGUUAGUAUAG